This is a messenger RNA of Neogale vison (American mink), 1005 nucleotides long. RefSeq lists its product as uncharacterized. Lineage: Eukaryota; Metazoa; Chordata; Mammalia; Carnivora; Mustelidae. The record is from RefSeq and is a predicted model, not a curated record. The coding region runs from base 1 to 642 and encodes 213 amino acids. The transcript is spliced from 7 exons.
AUGGCCCUGUCCCCGGAAACUACUGCGCUGCUCUUAGGUGGUGCAGGAAGGGCCCACAGCAGCUCAGUCCAUACUGAUGAGCUCCCCACCUCCACACUCUUGUCCACAUGUGCACGCCAAGCAAAGCUCCCCGAGCGAUUCCCGAAGAGUUCCAUCGGGGUCCCGACACUCUCUGUGUGUAUCCACCUAGAUUCCCUGGCUAGCGUGGAUGAUGACCUUGACGUGGACAGCAGAGAGGGAGAGGCCCCAUUGUUCACCAAGGUGGUGGCCCUGCUGGAAAGGGAGAGUGUUCUUACAGACCUACUGGUAGAGAGCAUCGAGGACUACUCCACCAGUGACGAUGAAGUCUCUUCAGCAUCCUCGCUGCUCUCUGACCCGGAGAAGGAUUCCACGGAAGACAACAAUUCCGACGAAAGGAGCCACCCUGCGCCUCUCUCGAGAAGCUUCCCUUCGGUGGACAUGGUGCAAACGACAAGGGAAGCAGAAGAAGUGGAGGACUCGGGAACGGGCUGCGCCACAGGACAGUGUGCCCACCACCCCGAGGCACCAGAGGCUCCUGGGGUGCUCCGACAAAGGGAGCCAGGAGGGCCCUGGGGCCCCACUUGCGGCUCCGAUUUGGGCCCGGAGGAGGAUUCGGCAUGAGCACACAAGGAAACACGCCUGCAGGGACGGCUCUCUUACGCCUGACCUCCGAAGGCCAAAGAGAAGACUUCAGGGCAGCCCACCCGAGGACGGCACUGGAGCCCCGAGGACGAGACGAGAGGACCCUCUGAGUCGGCCGCCAAACCCAGAGUUGGCUGCCCGGGCCCUGCCAAUGACGGACACUUGAAGCACGAGGCAACCACCUGGGCCCACAACAGUCCGUUGUGUGGGGAGACUGGGCCCACCUGGGACUGGGCCCACCUGGGACUGGGCGGGACAGCAGCCUUCCCGUCGUCUCCCCUGUCUGCUGCAGGGGCUGCUCCUCCUCCCACUUCCCCUGCAGUCAACGGCAACCCUGCAGAG